GUGUGGGUGUGGGCUGCUCCCCCAAGCCACAUACCCUGCCCAGUGACACAGGACACAGGGCCGGCAUUUCAACGCGGAGCUCCCCUCCGAGGAUGUUCAGCUCUUCCCCACGAUGAAUGAGUGUCACUAUGAUAAACGGAUGGACUUUUUUUAUAACAGGAGCAACACCGACACUGCCGACGAGUGGACAGGAACAAAGCUCAUAAUUGUUUUGUGUGUUGGAACAUUUUUCUGCCUGUUUAUUUUUUUUUCUAAUUCUCUGGUCAUCGCAGCAGUGAUCAAAAACAGAAAGUUUCAUUUCCCCUUCUAUUACCUAUUGGCAAAUUUAGCUGCUGCAGAUUUCUUUGCUGGAAUUGCCUAUGUAUUCUUGAUGUUUAACACUGGCCCAGUUUCAAAAACUUUGACUGUCAACCGCUGGUUUCUUCGCCAGGGGCUUCUGGACACUAGCUUGACUGCCUCGCUGACCAAUUUGCUAGUUAUUGCAGUGGAGAGGCACAUGUCAAUCAUGAGGAUGCGGAUCCACAGCAACUUGACCAAAAAGAGGGUGAUACUGCUCAUUCUGCUGGUGUGGGCUAUUGCCAUCUUCAUGGGGGCAGUCCCCACAUUGGGCUGGAAUUGCCUCUGCAACAUCUCUACCUGUUCUUCCCUGGCCCCCAUUUAUAGCAGGAGUUACCUCAUUUUCUGGACUGUGUCCAACCUCGUGGCCUUCUUCAUCAUGGUGGCGGUAUAUCUGCGGAUCUACAUGUAUGUCAAGAGGAAAACCAAUGUCUUGUCUGCACAUACCAGUGGGUCCAUCAGCCGCCGGAGGGCUCCCAUGAAGCUAAUGAAGACAGUAAUGACUGUCUUAGGCGCCUUCGUAGUGUGCUGGACCCCGGGCCUCGUGGUGCUGCUCCUGGAUGGCUUGAACUGCACGCAGUGCGGCGUACAGCACGUGAAGCGCUGGUUCCUGCUGCUGGCCUUGCUCAACUCCGUCAUGAACCCCGUCAUCUACUCGUAUAAGGAUGAGGACAUGUACAGCACCAUGAAGAAGAUGAUCUGCUUCUGGCAAGAGAGCAGCCCGGAGAGGCAGCCCUCCCGCCUCCCCUCUACGGUCCUCAGCAGGAGCGACACCGGCAGCCAGUACAUGGAAGAUAGUAUUAGCCAAGGCACGGUCUGCAACAAAAGCAGCUCCUAAGCUUGAGACUGCUCUCCACCUGACCCCCCAGGCCUCCCUGGGAAGCAGAGCUGUUAGGAAUGCUGACCUGUCUCCUUGAAGCCCUUGACAGUGUUACUUUGAGGUCUAUUUUAAUCACGGCUAGAUGUAAAACAAUGUUUUUUUCUUGGAUGUUGUAGUUGAAAAGCAUGGGCAGUAAAGAGAAGGCACGACGCACUUAGUGAGCAUGCGCGUACGCUCAGGAGGCAGCGCCAAGCCCUACUGCUCCUCUUGCGAACUGCUCAGAGAGCCCGCCAGCCGCCGGCUGGCUGUUCUGGGCUCAGCCGACGUCCUGUAGCCAUUCUCUUUGUGUUUUAAAGAUGUCUUUCAGGGGCUUAAGCCACAGUAACUAAUAAAUAAUGUUACUUGAGCCACCUAAUGUAGCUGCUAAGAAAACCUAUGUAGGUAGUUCUUUCUGCAUGCAUUUAAGACUUUCAGGAGCGCUUUAGCAAUGAUACAGUUUUUCCCUCAAAGAAACCAUGGCCAGUAGCUAGGUGUUAAUAGAAACUUAAGAAUAACACAUCAGUAAAUUUUAUUUUAUUUUAUUUUUUUACCCAAAAAAGCACAUUUGAAAUAAGAAAAGGCCUUCGUGUAGUCCUCUACCCAUGCAUGUAUGUGCACGUGCAAAGCUACUUAUGCAAUUUAACGUAUUUAAAGAAUCCGAGGACAGUGUUGGCAGAAUAAACUCACUGGUCACCUAGACUUUCCGGCCUAGGACUGUCACUGUAGAAGUGACCUGUUGUGCUUUAAAUGAAAAGAGAAAGUUCAUUUCCAGUAAGUUUUUGUAACAGAAAAAAGAUAUGCUGAGAAGCAAAUGAAAUCAGUUCCAUGUAGGAUCAAAUCUGAGCAUGACCAGAAUCCUUAAUUUUAGUUUCCUCCAUAUUCCUAGCAGCUCGUUACAUUUAGUAUGCGGAAUAAUUUCACAUCUCGUUUUUUGCCCAAGAUUAUCAACACAUUUUGGGACCGAUCUUGUGGACUAAAUUUUGAUCCAGGUUCUAUUUUGAAUUUUUCUCCUUCAAACACCUGAGCAGGCAACAUAAAAAGCAAAUCAGCAAAACAGAAAAAUAAUGUGUUAUAUUCAUAGGCUACCAAAGUUUUCUGUGUAAGUCAUUCAAGUCAUUCCAAGUGUAUGCUGAUUUAAAAGAAAAAUAACUUCCAGGCAGAUAAUAUAGUAUUUAUGUAGUUUGCAAAAGAAGUUUACAUUUUUUAGCUAUUGUGAUGUAACAUUUAUGUGCAAGAACUACUUGUAAUAAAAGAAUUUGAGAAGCCAUGCUUUUAGAUAUUGUGGUAAAAUAGAGUAUUAUGAUUUCAAAGUGUAGAUUUCAUAAGCUCUGUGUAGUAAGUGGUCUAUCUGAAGCUUCUAUCAAACCUACCUAUAAAAUAAAAUUUAAGACAGA
Molecule: messenger RNA, 2589 nt
Organism: Chinchilla lanigera (long-tailed chinchilla)
Lineage: Eukaryota; Metazoa; Chordata; Mammalia; Rodentia; Chinchillidae
Gene: Lpar3
Product: lysophosphatidic acid receptor 3
Exons: 3
Coding region: 113-1174 (353 amino acids)
Biological process (GO): G protein-coupled receptor signaling pathway
Cellular component (GO): membrane
Molecular function (GO): lysophosphatidic acid receptor activity
Source: RefSeq, a predicted model, not a curated record